AUGUCAGGGGAAGAAAAUAAGACAGAAGUCUUCACGGUAGUGGCAAUGGAGAAGGACGAGAGUAAGAGAAGUCAGAGGAGAUGUGUUUAUGAGCAGUACGUGCAGCCCUGUCUGGCUGAGCUGUUGGGGACGAGCUUGUUUGUAUUUGUGGGGUGUGCAUCUGUUAUUGGGAACGUGGAAACGGGGGGUGUUGUCCAGCCUGCUCUGGCGCAUGGACUGGCCCUGGGAGUGCUGAUCGCAGUGUUUGGACCAAUCAGCGGAGGACACUUUAAUCCUGCAGUGUCUCUGAGUGUUUAUCUGUGCGGAGGCAUGAAGCUGCUUUUGCUGGUACCUUAUGUCGUAGCUCAGAUGGCUGGAGGGACGAUCGGUGCUUUUUUAACCCAGGCAAUAUACCCCUCUGAUAAGUAUACCGCUUCCAUGGGAGGAGCCUUUAAUGCAGUGUCUGCUGAUGCUGGUAAAACCACCCUGGCAGAAAUGGUGUUGACCCUGAUCCUCACCUUGGUGGUGUGCUUGGGGGCCGUCAACAGGAAAACCCGAACAGACUGGGCUCCUUUUAGCAUUGGCCUCACUGUGGUAGCCAACAUAUUUGCUGGGUAA
Molecule: messenger RNA, 597 nt
Organism: Archocentrus centrarchus (flier cichlid)
Lineage: Eukaryota; Metazoa; Chordata; Actinopteri; Cichliformes; Cichlidae
Product: aquaporin-8-like
Exons: 3
Coding region: 1-597 (198 amino acids)
Biological process (GO): water transport; transmembrane transport
Cellular component (GO): plasma membrane
Molecular function (GO): water channel activity
Source: RefSeq, a predicted model, not a curated record